This is a messenger RNA of Trachymyrmex cornetzi, 620 nucleotides long. RefSeq lists its product as uncharacterized. Bases 153 to 581 code for a protein of 142 amino acids. The transcript has 4 exons. NCBI's taxonomy places the organism in Eukaryota, Metazoa, Arthropoda, Insecta, Hymenoptera, Formicidae. The record is from RefSeq and is a predicted model, not a curated record. Gene Ontology annotation, molecular function: peptidyl-tRNA hydrolase activity.
UCAGUGUAAUAAACACGACUGAAAAAGAGAUGUAGAUCUCUUUUUUAAAUUUCUGUGUGAUUUAGCGUGUACCGUGUAAUUUACAAAUAAAGGCAAUAAUAAAGUUGACAAUUGAUGAAAAAGAUCCUGUCCUUCAUAUUCUCUCAAAAAAAAUGUCAGAAUUGAAUAAGCAAAUUAUAUAUAGUAGAAGAAACAAAAAAUUUAAAAUGGUUAAGAAACGAGCUGCACUCGAUGAAUACGUCUUUUAUUCAAUACUUAAUACUGAUAUUCCUAUGGAAUUAGGAGUGGCAGCAAGUAUGAUAACACGUGGAAUACUUGGUCUUUAUAACAAAUUAGCAACCGAUCGAGCAAAGAAUCCCUAUGUGGUUCAAUGGCAGAAUUCCGGGGAACAUAUAAUUGUUUUGCAAGGAUACGACCAUAGACAUUUAAAAUAUCUCGAGAAUGAAGCAAAGUUUGCAGCCCUCGGUACGCAUGCCAUUUAUCAUCGAUGGUAUCACAAUCGAAUAAUGCUAGUACUAUCGGUAUUUGGACGAAAGGAAGAAAUCGAAGAUGUCUUUGAUGGACUCUCAUAUUUACGAUAGUGAUAUAAACAAACGGUAUUUGAACAGUUUUUAAAUACU